CGCAGUAGUUCGUAUUGUAUACACGUGUUAUGAUAAAAUUAUAAAAGUUUGUUUACAAUUUAACUUUGAUUUUAUAAAAAAGUUAAUUAACCAUAUAAAACACUAAAAUGUCUGAAGGUACCAAAAGGAAGCUAGAAGAAAGUAAAGCAACUACAUUAGAAAAUGAAGAAGAAGAAGAAUGGGUUGGACCAUUGCCAUCUGAAGCUUCAGAUACUCCCGUAAAGAAAAAGAAACAAUUGCAGCAUGAACACUUAUUUUUGGAAAAUUUACCAAAUGCUGAAAGUUAUGAGAAAAGCUAUAUGCAUAGGGAUAUUAUAACAUAUAUAGCUGUUACGAAAACAGAUUUUUUAAUAACAGCAAGUAUCGAUGGUCACUUGAAAUUUUGGAAAAAGAUGGAAGAAGGCAUAGAAUUUGUUAAACAUUUUCGUAGUCAUAUAGCUCCAAUAUGUAAUUUAGCUGUAAAUAUAAGUGGAUCUUUAAUGUGUACAGCUUCAACCGACAAAUCGAUAAAAAUAUAUGAUGUAGUAAAUUUCGAUAUGAUAAACAUGAUUAAAUUAGAUUUUACUCCUCAUUGUGUAGAGUUCAUACAUUCACCUGGUGAUGCCAUACCAGCAUUAGCAGUAUCAAACAAAGAAUCAAAUGAAAUAAGUAUAUUUGAUGCACAUGGCACAAAUGUUGCAAUAAAAAUUCUGGAUACUUUUCAUAAGCAUCCCCUGUCUGUUAUGAAAUAUAACAAUACUUUCGAAACCGUAAUAUCAAUAGACUCUGCCGGAAUUUUGGAGUAUUGGAUGAAUCCGAAACAUGAUUAUAAAUUUCCAUUAAAAAUUGUUCAUUUCGAAUCGAAACUAGAUACGAGUUUGUAUGAAUUCGUUAAAAUUAAAACUAUUGUGUCAGGUUUAGGUAUAACACCAAAUGGUAAAAAGUUUGCUACUAUGUCAACAGAUAGAAAAGUCCGUAUUUUCGGUUUUUUGAGUGGGAAACUCCUAAGAGUUUUUGAUGAAACUAUUGCUCGUCUCACUGAGUUUCAACAAAAAACUCAAACAUUACCAAAUAUGGAGUUUGGAAGAAGAAUGGCAGCUGAACGUGAUUUAGAAAAGACAGAUUUUUUUACAAAUAUUAACUGUCAGUUUGAUGCAACUGGACAUUUUCUUAUUUAUACUACUAUGUUUGGAAUUAAAAUAAUUAAUGUAGAGACAAAUCGUUGUGUACAUAUUUUAGGAAAAAGUGACAAUUUACGACCUUUACAAGUUGCACUUUUUCAAGGAAAAGUGAAACGAUCAAAAGCCGCAAUAACUUUAGAGCAGGAAGCUUCUGAUAAUCCAACUCUUCAAUCAGUCUCAAGCGAUCCAAUAAUAUUUUGUACAGCAUACAAAAAGCAGAGAUUUUUUAUAUAUUCAAGAAGGCUUCCUUCUGAUUUGCAGGACGUUGAUCGUGACAUUUUCAAUGAAAAACCAUCUAAAGAAGAUAUAAUUGCUGUUCCAGAGAGUCAAGCUAUACAAAGGAUUUAUGAAUCAGCUAUUUUACAUACUACAUUUGGAGAUAUUCAUAUUAAACUAUUUGAAAAAGAAUGUCCCAAAGCCGUUGAAAAUUUCUGUGUCCAUAGUAAAAAUGGUUAUUAUAAUGGUCACAUAUUUCAUAGAGUUAUUAAGGGUUUUAUGAUUCAAACCGGAGAUCCUACAGGGACUGGCACAGGAGGCCAAUCUAUAUGGGGUUCAGAUUUCAAAGAUGAAUUUGUCCCUACUUUGAAACACGAUAGACCGUACACUGUAAGCAUGGCAAACUGCGGUCCAAAUACUAAUGGCUCACAAUUUUUUAUAACUGUUCUGCCAACUCCGUGGUUGGAUAACAAGCAUACAAUAUUUGGUAGAGUCGUAAAAGGGAUGGAAGUUGUCCAAAAUAUUUGCGCAGCAAAAACUAAUCCUAAAACAGACAAGCCUUAUGACGAUAUUAAAAUUAUAUCAAUUUAUCUCAGUAAUUAA
Messenger RNA from Condylostylus longicornis, 1979 nucleotides. RefSeq names its product peptidylprolyl isomerase domain and WD repeat-containing protein 1. The coding region runs from base 108 to 1979 and encodes 623 amino acids. The transcript is spliced from 3 exons. The record is from RefSeq and is a predicted model, not a curated record. Gene Ontology annotation, biological process: protein peptidyl-prolyl isomerization. NCBI's taxonomy places the organism in Eukaryota, Metazoa, Arthropoda, Insecta, Diptera, Dolichopodidae. Gene Ontology annotation, molecular function: protein binding; peptidyl-prolyl cis-trans isomerase activity.